Molecule: messenger RNA, 2340 nt
Organism: Thalassophryne amazonica
Lineage: Eukaryota; Metazoa; Chordata; Actinopteri; Batrachoidiformes; Batrachoididae
Gene: leng9
Product: leukocyte receptor cluster (LRC) member 9
Exons: 7
Coding region: 180-1847 (555 amino acids)
Molecular function (GO): metal ion binding
Source: RefSeq, a predicted model, not a curated record
GAUUAUUUUCCCUAAAAGCUGUCGAAUUAUUAAAACUUUAUUAGAUUUGUACAACGCCCUUCCGCGUGAGCGUGCUCGUGAACUAGCCGGGUUUGUGUUUCAGAUUUUGGUUUGUGUCAUCGUAAAUAUUUCGCAGUAACACUACAGACAUUCCUCCCGUUAAACUACAGACUAAAAGGAUGGCUUCAGAGGAGUCAGCAGCGCCGUCAGAAUCACCGGAGGACCAUAAUAAUGACCAAGACUUACUAAACCCCACAGCAGAUCCAGCAGAACAGAAUGAAGGCGUCAACACGUGCCAGUAUUUCCUGAUGGGAAAGUGUCAUUUUGGCCACAGAUGUCAUUUGUCUCACAGAGGGCCAGUAUUACAAGAUGCAGGGGCUGCUUUGCCUGACCUGGAUCAUGGAAAUGAUGGAAUAAAAGCUGAAAAACACAAGAAAAAAGGCAAAGUGAGCAAAGCUACUAAAUCAAAAGACACUGAAGGAAAAGAGGUGAGAAAAAAGCCUCGCAUGCGCACAGCAGAUGAUGUCAUCUCAAGGAUCCUGUGGGACCCCACAGUCGAUCCAUCAGAAUUUGUUGUGGGAUAUGUAGAUCGCUUCCUUGGUGUUCUUGAGCGCCCCUUCUCUGAGUUCAGCUGGGACACAAGCCCAUGCGACUGCAAUUACUCUGCUGAGCUGGCUUUGCCCAGACACAGGAUCCAGUACUUCAUCUACAGAGGGCAACGCAUCUGGGACCGCCACAGCAGGACUGACAGAGUGUUUGGCUCCACCGGGCAGUCUCUGGCUCCCCCCUUUGGAGGGGAAGAGGAAAUAGAGGAAAAAAACACAGACGAUGAGCAGCAACAUGAGGGAUUAACCUCAGUACAAGAAGGCCUUGAUACAGCAGAAGACAACCCACCAGCUGUCGGUGUGCUGGAAGAGAGCGGAACAGAGGCGCGUUCCAGUGCUGAAAACGAACAUCUGGAGGAAGAGAAGCAGAAUGACAUAAAUGUUGAAACCCCUGAUUCAACACAACCCACGCUAAACACUCAACAGGAAUCUGGAGGAGUACAUGUUAUGGAGGAGGCUGAAAAUAGUCUUUGUACUUCAAUGGAACAAACGUCCUUAUCCCAAAAAGAAGAAGAAGAACAUGAUAAUGCAACUGUAGGGGAAUGGAAUGAAAGCUGGGAAGGCAAUGAAGAAACGUUGUGUUAUCUUGCAGCCCUGCAUGUGAGUCGUAAUCCAUCAGCAUGUUUGGAGCAGAGAGAAGAGAAGCGUGGCAGUCGCCCACCUAAACGAAAACCCACACAUUUCAUCACUUUUAGGGCCAACACUCCUGCUGUCCUCUCCUCUUUCCAGCAGCUGCAGGAGGAGCUCACUGCCCUUCUUCCUUCCUCUGCUCCUCACUGGAAGGAUGCCCCCAGCCUUCAUGUCACCCUGUGCCUCCUGGUGCUACCUGGCCCGGUUGAGGUAGCAGCUGCCGGGGAGAUUCUGCGGCGCUUUGCCCGCCUAGAUCGCAACCCCCCGGUGGCUGUGACUUUCCCUGUAAAGCUGAAGCAUUUCAAUGGGAGAGUCUUGUACCUGAGCCCUCAGCCUCAGCUUCAUCUUCAGCAGCUCAACAGUGGCUUGCAGGAAGUCUACAGGACAGAAGGCUGGCUCCACAGAGACUCCUACAACCCACGCUACCACCUCACACUGGCAAAGGUGGAAGACAAGGAGGGAGAGAGGAUUUUUGAAGGGGUGGGGAACUUAAAAGUGGGUAAGAGUUUAAAUUUUGGUCGCCUGCCAGUUAACACUUUGCACCUGUGUGCCAUGGGCAUGUCCAAAACCGACGGCUUCUAUGAGACCUUGUGCACAGUAACUCUUCGAUGAUAGAAGACAGUGCUGUUUUUACAUAUAAGUACUAUAUACAUGUAUGUUAUUGCAAAACACAGAACUGGGUGCAGUACACUGGCCAUGUGGCUUUAUUUACCAAACCUGAUGCCAGUGCCUUUGUUUGGCGCAUGCAGUCCAGUCUGAGUGUUAAAUGCACUUUUAACAGUGAUAGAAGAUACAAGAUGUGCUGUAGUUUGUUUUGUUUUUACAAAUCUAAAUUAAUACACGCCUUUUUCACAGGCCAUUUUUUUGGAAUGAAAUAUAUUGAUGAAAAUAUCACAUUUUGUUGCUGUUCAAAAUGUUCAUUUACUAAUCCUGAAAUAGAUCACAUGGUUUAUUUGCUGUAGAUCUUAGAAGUUGGGAUGCAUUUCACUGUCUGCGAACCCUACAUAUUUUUUUAGAAUUAUUGAAUUAUUUUAUUUUGACACACAUGGUUGAAUAAAAAAGAAAUACAGUAUUUACAAACACAAAACAACAGUACAGCAAAACA